UAGUAGGUAUGGGAGAAAAAUAAACUGUACAAACCUUAGUGUAAGAAAAGAUGUAUUAAAAAGUGUUUGACCGAAAGAAAAAUCUAUAUUUGGUUUUAUGUUGUAACUUUUAAGCUUAAUGAAAACUACACAUGUUUUGCACCGUUAUUAUCGUUAGUAUUAAGAAAGUAUAUUGUGUUGUUGAUGUAUUACAAGCGGCUGUAGUUUGCCAUUUCCGAGAUGCUUAAAAAAUGUGUGUGUGUGUGUGUGUGCGUGUGUGUGUGUGAAGCAGUCUGCUUGUGUUGACUGCAGUGACGCCAUUUUGAUAGUGCAUGGUGUAGUAACUGCACACACACACACACACACACACAUACAGGGGUCACGUAGACAUUGCUCUUACCAAUUCUGUCUUUCCUCACUCCACUUGUACUAUUAAGCUUUUCUCUUCACCACCAUCGCCACUUCUACUGUCUCUAACACGGGUCUUUCCUUCUUUUCUUCACUUGCAUACACACAUUUGAUGAUUAUCCGUGCCAAACAGAGCAGUAGGGACAAAGAAAGGGCAAGGAAAGUUACUUGGACAAUCAAAGUAGGAUAGGGAUAGAGGCAACACACACACACAUACACACACACACUGCUCUAGACAGGCACGAUAUCAGGUUCCAUGGCAGUGACCUCUGCUACUGAUGCGCUUCCCCAGCUCCGGUCUCCCCCCGUUGUUCCGUUUGGACGUGAAGAUAUGUUGUUAUUUCUCCUACGAUGGUGCAUUUGGACAGAUUUACAGUAACUGAACAGCACUGAACUGUUAAGAAGGAACAUCAUCCUUCCUGCGAAUUCAGGUAUAUAUUUCAUGGAUCAAAGCAAUAUUGGUUUUUGCUCUACCUGUGUCAGUGCCUCAGAAAAUAGUUGACAUCCUGCUGGAAUACACGAUAUUAAUUAUGCGAUUUUCCUUCGUGCGAUAUCAGUUUAAUAUGCAUAAGUUAGUGUUGCAAAAGUGGAGACUCCACACACACACACACACACACACACACUUUCCCUCCUAGAUUAGACUUACCUUUAGGAUUAAUGUUAAGUUUUUCCCCACCCCCUAUGUACAUUUUCAGUUUGUUAACUGCCUAAAUAAUAAACCGUUUAUUAUUAUUAUUACUUAUCAGUGCUGUGAUCAAACUAUUACUGUGAUACUUACUUUAUUCCCUCACCUAAGUACUAAUUACAAGAAAAACUUGUCCAAAGUCGCAACAGACUUAGUUUAUGAUGUACACCACUAGCAUCAGGCAUGUAAGACAUCUGUUGUACACGUCUAGGAAAAUGUAAAACUGAGAGCAAAAAGAAAAAAAAAAAAAAAAAUGGCUUGGAGCAACAGGUUGGCAGACAAGGCGAAGGUCAGCAGGCCGGCCGAUGCCUCCUCGUUAUUGCAUGGUGUGUGUGCCUCGCCUCUCCCUCUCUGCUGCAUUAUUGGGGGUUACUUCAGCACAAACAGUGGCUGGCAACCUCACUGAUGGGCUCAAGUAAACUUCUUAACACCCAGGCGCGGUGGGUGAAUGGCAGAGUGCAAUAUCAGGUGCACGGGUGUGUUUUUGCUGCGACGUGAUAUUAUCAUUCUGUGUGAGGCUUCAUGUUUCUUCAGUUGCACGAGUUCGUUAUAUACCAGAUAUGAAACUUAUGACAAAUAAAAACAUUGGAAGCAAGUCUGAUGUGCAUAUAAUGCACCCUAUUCAAAUUAUUAUAAGACGGAAGUUAAGUUGAAAGUGUUUGCAUGGAAAGCUUUGAAUUUUUAUAAUUAUGACCCAGGAUGUUAUAUGUUGAUAAAUCUAGCAGACCAAUCCAAAACAUGACACAAAAUAAAUAAAAUAAAUAAAUAAAAAUAAUGAUCGCACUAUACUCACAAAUACAACAAACAAGUAAUAACAUAAGCAAACACACGUAGCAAACACAUGUAAGGCAACACAGGAAACACAAGGCUAUGAAAAUACCCACCACGGCUCACCACACGUAUGCAAAAUCGAAGGAAAUAAAAAGCAGUGAGGCACGGCAGGGUAGCGGGCGACCCACGUGUCAGCUGAGGUGAUGGAUGGCCGCCGCGAAUGUAAACAAAUGUAAACAAGAGGGUGUGGCACCAUGGUGUGUGGUGGCUGGUGUGGCAGCUGGGAUGGGGAGCAACACAACCUGCAGGAAAGGGAGGCCUCUCCUCGAGGUGCAUCCUCCUGCAAGGCUGGCCAAAACACUCCUUUGCCCUCAUGGGAUCAAGAUGUCCCUGCACCAGAACUGCCAUACCUGAUGGCAGCCCUGCUGGUGGGUCUGUGUGCUGGAUUGUGUUUUGUAAACUCCCUUUUUGGGGACUUUGUCUUUGAUGACUCUGAGGCAAUAGUCAACAACAAUGACAUUCGUGGAGAAACGCCGCUCAGCAACCUGUUCCAUAAUGACUUCUGGGGCACCCGCCUUACCCAUCCCUCCAGCCACAAGUCCUACCGUCCCCUCACUGUUCUCUCCUUUAGAAUCAACUACUCCUGGGGUGCUCUGGAUCCCUUUAGCUACCAUGCUGUCAACAUUGUGCUGCACUGCCUUGUCAGCAUCAUGAGUCUACGUGUCUUCUAUGUGGUGUUUGGCAGCCGAGCGCCGAGGGCUGCUGUGUUAGCUGCCAUUCUGUUUGCCACACACCCAAUCCACACAGAGGCAGUUUCAGGAAUUGUGGGAAGAGCAGACCUGUUGUGUGCCCUGUUUGUGUUCGUUGCCUUCCUGAGUUAUGUGAGGGCUGUCAAGCAGGCAUCUGAAGAGGCCGCAAACAGAAAGCAGUCUUGUCGCUGGCUUAGGAGGUGUGGCCAGAGCAACGUGUACCUGAUGCUGACGGCUGCUGCCACUGCCACUGCCAUGCUCUGUAAGGAAGUUGGCAUCACUGCACUGGGCGUGUGCAGUGCAUACGACAUCAUCCUGGCACAUGGGGGAGUGAUUGGACGCACUGUCAUCCUCCUGGUUCUUGGCCACAGCACCAGAGCAGUCUCAUCAUGGAGGAGCAUCCCAGAUGGUGUAGUGCGUCGGAUGGUGUGGCGUCAUGUGGUGCUGAUGGUGACGGGUGUGGGCCUGCUGGUGGCACGCUGGGUAGUCAUGGGGUCCACUGUUCCCAGGUUCAUGAAGGUGGACAACCCCGCCUCCUUCCUGGAUAGUGUGGUGUUCAGGAGCUUGAAUUAUCAGUACACCUACAGUAUGAAUGCUCUGCUGCUGAUCCUCCCAAUCUGGCUGUGCUUUGACUGGUCAAUGGGCUGUGUGCCAGUCAUUGUAAACUUCAGUGAUCCAAGACUGCUGACUCUUCCAGUUCUCUGGGUUUCAUUUGUAAUGUUGCUGAGGCGAGGAAUGGCACAGGGCAGAGGAAGUCAGACAUCUAGAUUUGUGUUGAUGGGGCUGGCCAUGGGCAUUGUGCCAUUCCUGCCCGCCACAAACCUGUUCUUCCGGGUGGGGUUUGUCAUAGCAGAGCGUGUGCUGUACCUGCCGGUGGUUGGUGUGUGCAUCCUGGUGGUGACUGGCAUGAGGGAGCUGUGUCUGGCGGGCCAUCUUGGCAGGAGGGUCAUCCAGGCUGGCUACCUGGUGCUGGUGGUGGUGUUCAUUCUCCGCUGCCAACAGAGAAGUCGUGAGUGGCUGACUGAGAAGCAGCUUUUCAACUCUGGCCUUGAUGUGUGUCCGCUAAAUGCCAAGGUUCACUACAACAUUGGGAAAGUGGCUGCUGAUGCUGGGGAUGUGAUGGAGGCGGUAAGACGAUACAGAGAAGCACUGAGGCUCAACCCAGACUAUGACCAGGCCAUGAACAACUUGGCCAAUAUCCUUAAGGACCAAGGUCAUCUGGAUGAAGCCCUUCACCUGCUGCAGCAAGCCACCACACUUCGGCCAGACUUUGCAGCUGCCUGGAUGAACCUGGGCAUUGUCCAGGCCUCACUAGGAGACCACGGCUCUGCAGAGAACAGUUACCUCACUGCCCUCUCCCACAGAUCAGUAUACCCAGACUGUUUGUACAACCUGGGGAACCUGUAUUUGGAGAAAGGGGACCACCAGGCAGCACUAGCAACCUGGACCAAUGCCACCACUCUCAAGCCCUCCCUCGCAGUGGCCUGGACCAACAUGCUCAUCCUUCUUGAUUCCCAGGGACUCUACCAGCCAGCCAUUGACAUUGCAGACCAAGCACUGAAACAUCUACCAAAUGAACCAGCACUGCACUUCAAUCUGGCCAACACGCUGGGCAAGCUGAAUCGCUACCAGGAGUCAGAGUCACACUUCCUGCUAGCCACCACAUUGGAUCCUACUAAUGCCAACUACUGGGCUAAUCUGGGAGUGCUGUACCACCGCUGGCGGAAGUAUGAGCAAGCACAGCAGUCCUACGUGCACGCCCUGCGCCUCAACCCUACCUUGCGGAGUGCCCAGGACAACUUGAGUAUGCUGCUCAAGGCGACUGGUAAGAUAACCAGAUAGCAGGACGCAGCAGUGGUGGCAGCUGCAGAAGGGAAGUGGUGAGGGACUGUUCUUUCUCUCCCUCUUCUGUUUCUUAAUUUCUUAUUUAUCUUUUCAAUGCUUUAAGUGGGUUUUUUCUUCUUUAAAUUGAAACAAGUUUGUAAAAAUUUCCACACAUUUCUUUUGUUGUUAAUUGUUUGUGUUUUUCUGUUGAGUAUGGAAUAUUUUCAAAAAUGAAUUUUCUGAUAUUUUUUUUCAUCUUUUAGUACUGUGCUACACAGUCUUGUUUUAGAUGAGUAUCAGAGUCACACCUCAGUAUUUAUUUUGUUGAAUAGGUUUUCUUAGAUAUUUAGUAAAUGAAGAAGAAUGAGAGGUUGGAAGCUUUCAUGCUUGCUGAGCAUCACUGUAGCAUGUCAUGUGGUUAGGAGUGGAUGGUUUGAGUAAGGGCAGUGGUGUUCAGCUUAACAUUUGAAUAACACAGAAGCAGGCAUAAAGACACCCAAGUUUGUAGCAAUUACCAACAAAGAUAGAGGAAUAGGAGAAAUUUGGCCUUCUUGAUGCAAUAAGUUAGGUACUUUAUUACCUUUCUUAGAGGAACAAAGAUUUGCACUGGACAGAGUUUUGUGAAUUGGUAUAGAAGUUUGGUCUUUGUUUUGCAUGUGUUAUACUCUUAAUUAUUCUAACAAACCUUUUAUUAAUGCAUUGGCAGCUUUAUAUUUUGUACUAAUUACCUUUUUUUUUCUUUUAUAAGAAAGAAAUAUAUCAGGGUAACCAUCCACAGUGUUCAUGGUUAUUACUGGUGAGGUGGGAUAUUACAGCUUGCACUGUAAUUACAAAGCAAAAGCAGCUCACUGUUCAAGUUGCUGUGUAGAAUGUGUGGGAAAAGGAAGGGCAUAUGGAACAAUGCUCUUGAUAGUGGUGAUGCACCCCUGUCAUGCCCAAGGGAAACCUUGUAGCAAGAUGCAAUAUGAUGUAGUACCUGUGUGCCAAGUCACCAGUGAGAAUGAGUGGCCAUAUUCUAGUGUUACUUUUUUGUUGUUUUCAGAUGUUAAUGCACCAAAGCACAGUAAUGUUUAUGCUGUGACUUAUUGCUAUGAUUCUCAUUUGAGUGUUUAUUUAAUGUUGAUUCUGUUAUUGGUUUUCAUAGAGCAUAUCAGGGAAACAAUUUCUGGUGUAAAGCCAUUAUAAGGAGUCAUAUGUAAAUGUAGUACAUUUGUGAUCCUAGAACUUUGAAGUAUUGAUUCUGUUGCAGAAAAAAAAAACAACAACUUCCUAUGAUGGAUAAUGGAGCAGAUUAUUUACAUGGAUUAACAAUAUUGUUGAAUUUUGAAUUUAUAAAUUGAAGGCAGAAGUUAAAUGGAAGUGAAUGGUUGUGUAAGGAGAUGAGCAUGACUAGGUGAAAAGAGAUGGACACAUGGUGUGUAGCUGUAGGGGAAGGAUGAGGAUUGUGUGGAAGAUAAAAAACAAAUUGAGUGAAAGCAAUGUAAAGGACAAAAUUGAGUGGGAAAGAGAGAUAGGACUGAAAUGAAUAAGAAAAUGUUUCAGAAUUAAGUGAAGAUGAUGUAAAAGGAAUUGAAGAGAAAGACAGUGGAAGUAAAUAAUAGUAGGGUGCUACUUAGGAGGUUUGCUGUAAGGAAAAGAUGGACUGAGUAUUUUGAAAGGUUACUGAAUGUAGAGGAAGAUUAAGAGCCUAAGAAUGCCAUAACGGGAAGUGAGUGAGGAAUUAUUGUGUUAUGAGAGUUAAAUGAGUCACUGAACACAAGGGAGGAAGUGAGGGAGAAGGAAGCAGGAAGCAGGUAAGGCUAAAAGUGUGCAUUGAUGUGUAGUAGAAUGCUUGAAAAUACAUUGUUUGUGGUUAGUAGGUCUGGUAAAUGUGUCAUAACAGUAUGAGGCAAAUGGACAGGGCAAAUGUAUGUGCAUGUGUGUGUAUUUUACCCAUAUAUAAAGAUAAGAAUGAAAAGUAUGACUGUAGUAGUGCUAGGGAUAAAAAGUCUACCAAGUAUUGUAGGUAAGGUGUAUGGCAAUGGUGAUGAAGAGGAUUAAAGAUAGGUAUAUGUAAUGAGCAGUGUGGUUUUAGAAGAGAGGGGCAGGGAGUGCAUGGACCAGGUGUUGGCUCUCAGCUAUCUGAAAAAGUGGAAGGAGAGAAUGUAUUUUAGAUGUUUGUGAAUUCAGAGAAAGUACAUCUCAGAAUUAAUUGGAAGGAAUUGUGAACUUGUUUUUUGGAGGAAUUAUAUGAAGGUUGGUGGAUUAUUAAAAGGAGUGAGAAGGCUUUAUAUAACUUUCCAUGCACUCAUUUACUAGAGACAAGUUAUCUUAAAUCUGUUUUGUUUGGUCCUCACAUGGAAGGAGUGUGUUCCGUAAAGCUUGUGUGUCUGGCAUCACUGUAAGUCUUCUGGAGAAACUCUUCACACCAACUAAGUCCCCAGGUAAUGUGAUAGAUGAAGCAGAGGUAAGCAAAAUUUGGGCAUUAUCAUCAUCACAUCAUUCCAAGUGCAGACAAAGAAAUUCAUAAAGAAAAGGCAUAUUGGUGCUCUGAAUUUAAUAUGGAUAUGCAUUUGUAUUUUUCUAAUUGCAUCAUUCAUUCCUCACUCAUUGUACUUAAGAUCUAGGUAACUGAAUGCUCAUUUUCUACUCUCACUUAAAGAAUUCUCAUCAGGUAGGAAGCUUGUUCUUUGUGCAUCACCCUCACAAUAGAGUGGUUCGGGUGGCAGGCAGUGUAUCUUGUUGGCUCGUAACUUGCUGGACACAUGACUGACAAGAUUCUGUUGUAGGGGAAUAUCGGAUUUCAAGCAGUGUUUUAUUUUCUUUUCCUUUUGAUACUGACAAAUUUCAUCUUAAGUGUGGUGUCUUAAAAUGACUAAUUAUCUGUACAGUAUAUAACCGCCAUUAGUUUGUUAAAUGUUAUGUAGGUAGGUGCCAACUUUUAGGUUAAACUAACACCUAUUUAUGUGAGAGUGGGUGCCAAUUUUUAGGGUAAGUGAGUACCAAGUGUUGGAGGUGUGGGUGGGUGAAGUGGUGGAGGGGUGGCUGGUACUGUCACUGCCUCUCCACAUGGGUGCUGAUGCCACUGCCAAUAGAGUCUACCACAACCACAGCUAAAUAUGGUAAGAAAGAGACAAAAAUCAUCAGAACUCAUUAAGAUUAUACUUUAGAAAAUCAUUGUUAAAAUUUACAUUAAAGUGCAGUUAAUCAUAUCUUAAUUGUCCUAUGUGCUUAAACUGUUGUGGAUCCUGCUCUAGUUAAACUCCAACCCAAAGUUUGUUGAAGAAUUGGUAUCUUUGCAUUAUUGUCAUGCCAUGUAACUGGACAAUAACAUUCUCAGCAUCAGUAAACUAGGUGGUGGUAUUUU
Molecule: messenger RNA, 7762 nt
Organism: Scylla paramamosain (green mud crab)
Lineage: Eukaryota; Metazoa; Arthropoda; Malacostraca; Decapoda; Portunidae
Product: protein O-mannosyl-transferase TMTC4-like
Exons: 15
Coding region: 2098-4434 (778 amino acids)
Biological process (GO): endoplasmic reticulum unfolded protein response; protein O-linked glycosylation via mannose
Cellular component (GO): endoplasmic reticulum
Molecular function (GO): protein binding; mannosyltransferase activity
Source: RefSeq, a predicted model, not a curated record